Messenger RNA from Aplysia californica (California sea hare), 525 nucleotides. RefSeq names its product 40S ribosomal protein S17. The record is from RefSeq and is a predicted model, not a curated record. Lineage: Eukaryota; Metazoa; Mollusca; Gastropoda; Aplysiida; Aplysiidae. The transcript is spliced from 5 exons. Gene Ontology annotation, biological process: translation. Gene Ontology annotation, molecular function: structural constituent of ribosome. Gene Ontology annotation, cellular component: ribosome. The coding region runs from base 1 to 492 and encodes 163 amino acids.
AUGGGGGGAUUGUUGAUUUUGUUAAAGGCAGUAAGUAUAAAUGUUUCAUUCAUUUGUUUUUGCGUCCCAUUUGAACAGGCUCGUGUCAGGACAAAGACCGUGAAGAAGGCCUCCCGUGUCAUUAUUGAGAAAUAUUACACACGACUGACAAAUGACUUCCAUACCAACAAACGUGUAUGUGAAGAGAUUGCAAUCAUUCCCAGCAAAAAGCUGAGGAACAAGAUUGCUGGGUUCGUAACUCAUUUGAUGAAGAGAAUCCAGAAGGGGCCAGUGAGAAACAUCUCUAUCAAGCUCCAGGAGGAAGAGAGAGAGAGAAGGGAUAACUACGUUCCUGAGGUAUCUGCUCUUGAGCUCGAAGUUAUUGAGGUUGACCAAGACACAAAGGAGAUGUUGAAGGCUCUGGACUUCGCCAAUCUGCCCAACCUGCAAGUGACCCCCCCAGCUCCCACCUUCUCUGGACGUGGACAGCCUCCUUCUGGGCCCAGGAACUAGAUGGGGAAUUCAAUAAACAAUUAGAGAAUGUAA